GGAAAUAAUAACUACAUGAACAUGGCUGAGGCAAACAACGCCUUCUUUGCUGCCAGCGAGACAUUCCACACACCAAGCCUUGGGGAUGAAGAGUUUGAAAUUCCACCAAUCACGCCUCCUCCAGAGUCGGACCCCACCCUGGGCAUGCCCGAUGUACUGCUACCCUUUCAGGCUCUCAGCGAUCCGUUGCCUUCCCAGGGAAAUGAGUUCACACCCCAGUUUCCCCCUCAAAGCCUGGAUCUCCCUUCCAUUACAAUCUCAAGAAAUCUGGUGGAGCAAGAUGGUGUACUUCAUAGCAAUGGGCUGCAUAUGGAUCAGAGCCACACACAAGUGUCACAAUACCGCCAGGAUCCCUCCUUGAUCAUGAGGUCAAUUGUCCAUAUGACCGAUGCUGCUCGCUCUGGGAUCAUGCCUCCUGCCCAGCUGACCACCAUCAACCAGUCUCAGCUCAGUGCACAGCUGGGCUUGAAUUUGGGAGGGGCCAGUGUACCCCACACAUCUCCUUCACCUCCAGCAAGCAAAUCAGCCACUCCCUCCCCUUCCAGCUCCAUCAACGAAGAGGACACUGAUGAAGCAAACAGAGCCAUUGGAGAGAAAAGAACAGCCCCAGAUUCUGGCAAGAAGCCCAAGACGCCAAAGAAAAAGAAAAAGAAAGACCCCAAUGAGCCUCAGAAGCCAGUGUCAGCAUAUGCCCUGUUUUUCAGAGACACACAGGCUGCAAUUAAAGGUCAAAACCCCAAUGCAACCUUUGGAGAGGUCUCAAAAAUUGUAGCAUCUAUGUGGGACAGCCUUGGAGAAGAGCAAAAGCAGGUAUAUAAAAGGAAAACAGAAGCUGCCAAGAAAGAAUAUUUGAAGGCCCUGGCUGCCUACCGGGCCAGCCUUGUUUCUAAGGCUGCUGCUGAAUCAGCAGAAGCCCAGACGAUACGUUCUGUCCAGCAGACUCUGGCAUCGACCAAUCUGACAUCAUCCCUCCUUCUGAACACGCCACUGUCUCAGCAUGGGACAGUCCCAGCCUCGCCUCAGACUCUCCCACAGUCGCUCCCUAGGUCCAUCGCUCCCAAACCCUUAACCAUGAGACUACCCAUGAGCCAGAUCGUCACAUCAGUCACCGUCGCAGCCAACAUGCCCUCGAACAUUGGGGCUCCACUGAUAAGCUCCAUGGGGACGGCCAUGGUUGGCUCAGCAGCCUCUACCCAGGUGAGCCCUUCGGUGCAAACCCAGCAGCAUCAGCUGCAGCAGCAGCAACAACAGCAGCAGAUGCAGCAGAUGCAGCAGCAGCAGCAGUUGCAGCAACAAAUGCAUCAGCAAAUCCAGCAGCAGAUGCAACAGCAGCAUUUCCAGCACCACAUGCAGCAGCACCUGCAGCAGCAGCAGCAGCAGCAGCAUCUCCAGCAGCAGAUCAACCAACAGCAGCUGCAGCAGCAGCUGCAGCAGCACCUUCAGCUGCAGCAACUGCAGCACAUGCAGCACCAGUCCCAGCCUUCUCCCCGGCAGCAGCAGCAGCAGCAGCAGCACUCCCCGGUCACCUCCCAGAUCACAUCCCCCAUCCCUGCCAUCGGCAGCCCCCAGCCUGCCUCUCAGCAGCUCCAGCCUCAGAUCCAGUCGCAGACACAGACUCAAGUAUUACCGCAGGUCAGUAUCUUCUAG
Molecule: messenger RNA, 1647 nt
Organism: Cricetulus griseus (Chinese hamster)
Lineage: Eukaryota; Metazoa; Chordata; Mammalia; Rodentia; Cricetidae
Source: RefSeq, a predicted model, not a curated record